This is a messenger RNA of Corvus hawaiiensis (hawaiian crow), 1989 nucleotides long. It is a transcript of the gene IAPP, whose product is annotated as islet amyloid polypeptide. The record is from RefSeq and is a predicted model, not a curated record. NCBI's taxonomy places the organism in Eukaryota, Metazoa, Chordata, Aves, Passeriformes, Corvidae. The coding region runs from base 7 to 411 and encodes 134 amino acids. Gene Ontology annotation, cellular component: extracellular region. The transcript is spliced from 3 exons. Gene Ontology annotation, molecular function: hormone activity.
GGAAAGAUGUGCAACCUAAAGCUGUCAGUUUUCUUCAUUGCACUUUCUGUCACUUUGAGCUGUUUGGAAGCUACACCUAUUGAGAAAUUACUGUCUGUGGCUGAUGAUCUAUCUGAUAGUACUUCCAAGAGACAAGGAUGGAUGUUGCCUGUAAUGUCACAGCAUACACUCUCAGGACUUAGUGAGGAAAUGCCAGAACAACCAGCAGCAAAGACAAAAAGUCACCAGCUGGAGAAGAGGAAAUGCAACACUGCCACAUGUGUGACACAGCGCUUGGCCGACUUCCUGGUCCGCUCCAGCAACAGCAUCGGCGCGGUUUAUUCACCUACAAACGUGGGCUCCAACACAUAUGGAAAGAGGGACACAGCAGGGCUAUUAAGCAGAGAACCCCAAAACCAUGCACAGCUUUAGGGUGUUUAGAUGGCUGCUGACACAGUUUUCAUUAGAAUCUCGGUUUUUAAUGUAUCAACAACCUCUUGGUCAUUUAUUACUUGUACAGUCUUACCAGUGCCUUGUUUUCUGUCUGUGUGGGUAUGUGAUUUAUGUUCACCAUUCCACUAUGCAUGUACAACAACAUGCAUAGGCUAUUCUUUCAACUCCAUUAAGAACUCCAAAAAUCUGUGCUUAUUAAAUUCCUUUGUAAAAAUCUAUCAUGAUAAUAAAUGGAAAAGUAAUUGCAACAGGGUUUUUAAUCAUUAUUAUUACUAUUAUUAUUAUUAUUAUUAAAAGGACUAAAAAGAUAAUCCAUUAUGUGUAUGUCUUUAUAGUCACAGUUUGGUAAGAGAAAGAAAUCAUCUUAAUUAAAGAACAACAAAUAUCAGAAUGCUAGCAAAAGUUAUGUCCUAAUGAAAGUACAACAGAAGAAUCUUUUGGUUUUGAAACAUCUACAGCAUCUUGUUUUGUACAACUGAAGGAACAGCUAGAUGAGAAAAGAUGCUGCAUUGUGCACCAUAAUCAUACAAUUGUGCAGUUAACUGACUGGUCUGUUUCCACUACAACAUACAUCAAUCAAGGAAAAGUGGUGUUGCAGCACAGACCUCUGUGCCUACUGAGCAGGGGAUUUUAAGGAUUUGCAGUUCUUACUUUAAGAUGGUAUCAGUGAAAUGUAAGCAUAAUGAGCAUAAGUGCUUUUAAAUAUGAAUGAGAUAAAGCUCUGAUAACAACCUAGCAGAAACUCCAGUCCUUGGGUAUUCCUUUCCUUGAAUUAAAAUAACGAAGGGAAGAGAAAAAAACAAUGAGUAGUUCAAGAACCAAAAUGUAUCAUAGAAACUGGGUAAUUUUUUGCACUGGCAUACUUACAUUCCUACCAAAAUCCAGGGAAACUAUUUUACAGAUGGGCAGACCUUAAUGAGAAUCUGACAGUGUUAUUUUCUCCUGUCUCAGCCCAGAAUCAGUGCAGGCUUAAAAAAUAUGUUUUUUCCUUUCAAUUGUUAAGGAAAUUUUCAUAGAGGUGACAUCUUAUAUCACAGGAACGGCUGUUUUGUCCACACUUUCUCAGGGAAGGGUUCACUAUUGUCUGAAAAACAUUAUUGUCCAAUUAUGAAAAACAUUCAGCAGAACCUUAGUUCUGGAGAAGCAAAUUAAAGUUUAAUAACUGCCUUCAGUUGGUUUCUUUCUGUUAUAAAGUAUACUUAGGAAAUAGAAACAUUUUUGCUAAGUUCAAGGUUAAAUGGCAUAUUCACUUCAUUUCACAAAAAAUACAGGGGAAAAAACAUUACUGCACAGAAUUCCUACUGUAAAAGAGUUACUAAGUACUCUCUUUAUUGAGGAAAGUUUCAACCUUUAUUAAUGUUCUAAUGGAUAUUAAUUCUGAAUUUUAUUGAGAAAACCAUUUAUAUGGUAUUAAACCUGUCUAAUAUUUCUGCCAGCUUGAAAUGCUUUUAAUUCCAGUUACUUUUGAGUUUUGUUGCACAUUCAUUGUAUGCUUAAUUUGUUUUUCAAUUAGAAUAUUUGUGUUUCAGAAAAUAAAUGAGAAAGUGAGAGGAUGUC